CACGGCCCCUUCCAGACCCGGGUGUACGGCCGGGACCGUGUCAGGUUCAUGGAGAGCCUGGUGGUGGGGGACAUCGCCGAGCUGAAGCCGGGACAGGCCACUCUGACACUGCUCACCAAUGAGAGGGGUGGCAUCGUGGACGACCUCAUCGUCACCAACACGUCGGAAGAUCACCUCUACGUGGUGUCCAACGCCAGCUGCACCGACAAGGACUUGGCCAUCAUGAGGGGCAGAGCAGUGGAGCUGCAGGCUGCUGGCAGUGACGUCCACCUGGAGGUGUCGGACAACGCACUGCUGGCUCUGCAAGGUCCCUCCAUGGCACGGGUGCUGCAGGUGGGGCUGACGGAUGACCUAGCCAAGCUGUCCUUCAUGAACAGCAUCACCACAACGGUCUUUGGUGUGCCGGGCUGCCGGGUCACACGCUGUGGCUACACUGGCGAGGAUGGCGUAGAGAUCUCGGUGCCCAUGGGGCGGGCGGUGGAGCUGGCCGAGCAGCUGCUGGGUGUUCCCGAGGUGUGGCUGGCGGGGCUGGCAGCCAGGGACAGCUUGCGCCUGGAGGCUGGGCUCUGCCUUUACGGCAAUGACAUCGAUGAGACCACCACGCCUGCCGAGGCUGGGCUGCUGUGGACCUUGGGGAAGCGCCGGCGUACAGCCAUGGACUUCCCCGGCGCGGCUAUCAUCAUGAGGCAAGUGAAAGAGAAGCCGAAGCACAAGCGCGUGGGGCUGACGUCAGUGGGACCCCCCAUUCGUCCCCACAUGGCCAUUCUGGGCCCCGAGGGCACGCUUGUGGGCACAGUGACCAGCGGCUGCCCCUCGCCCUCCCUGGGCAAGAACAUCGCCAUGGGCUAUGUGGAGGCAGCACACAGCCGGGCCGGCACCACGCUCACCGUCGAGGUGCGGAAGAAACAGCAUCCGGCCCUCGUCACCAAGAUGCCCUUUGUGCCCACCCAGUACUACAUGGCCAAGUGA
This is a messenger RNA of Leptosomus discolor (cuckoo roller), 969 nucleotides long. NCBI's taxonomy places the organism in Eukaryota, Metazoa, Chordata, Aves, Leptosomiformes, Leptosomidae. The record is from RefSeq and is a predicted model, not a curated record.